Papaver somniferum (opium poppy) is the source of this 1029-nucleotide messenger RNA. RefSeq lists its product as uncharacterized. The record is from RefSeq and is a predicted model, not a curated record. The coding region runs from base 192 to 635 and encodes 147 amino acids. NCBI's taxonomy places the organism in Eukaryota, Viridiplantae, Streptophyta, Magnoliopsida, Ranunculales, Papaveraceae. The transcript is spliced from 2 exons.
UUUCAACUCCUUUCUUACACGCUAAUUAAGUCGUACACCAGUUCCGCCAUUACUGAGUACUCAGAGAGAGGGUUCCGGAGUUGUAUGAUAUGAUUAGAUAAGGCGUGCAGUAAUUAAGCUUACGAGCUUAUAUCUUGCUUGCCCCUGAACCCUGAAACUUCAAGACUUCAGCGAGAAGAGAGAAUCGAUUAAUGGCGUUAGAGUGGUAUAAUGAUGAUCCUUCACCAUGGAUGAUAGAACAAGCUAGAGAGGAAUUAGAAAAUCUUGAAUCUGAGCAUCCGAAUCGGUUCAAACUCCUCAAACAUGAACUUGAAACAUUCAUCUCAGACGCAUCAUCAGCAAAAUUUCAUCAUUAUGUCAAUCCUACUGUACAGAACUUUGGUGCUCCUUCUGCAUCCAUCUCUACUCAAGCUUCAACUAGCAUAAGGAAGAGGAAAAGAUGUCCACAAAUCCAAAAUACCCAUCCAGGUGAUGUAGUUCAAUGGACCACUACUAGUGAUGCAGCUAUCACUACUGCUAAGCAAAAUCUUCAAAAGAUAGACGAUCAGAAGAAGACGAGUGUUGAUGCUGCAAUCCAAAGGGCGGAAGCUUGUUUGGAGAAACUUCGAAUUGUGAAGGCCAGUUUUAGUAUCUAACAGCUUGCAUUUUGAGCCAGCGAGCCUGGUGAGCUAGUGCCAGCGAUUUGCAUUUCAAACCAGUGGCAGUGGGUGCAUUCCCUAACAGGUCGUUUCACGUGUUUCAUUGUGGUUUUACUGAUACAUUUGUACAUUAAUUUAGAGGUUAAUCUUACUACUCAACAGACAUUAACGGAGGCUCAAUCAAACUCUACCGUUUCAUCUUUGGAAUCCUGCUUGAUCAUUGAAUCUGGAUAGAGGAGAGCCACAUUUUUUGUUCCUGAACUUGGCAAAGAAUCCUGCUCAACUCUGUAUGAGUGCUUUAUAUCUAAUUCAGCUUUAUCUACCGUGUCUUGUAUCAUUAGCUUACAAGAAUCGAUAUUAAAAAUGAUUGAAUAGAAACCGAUUCAAUAUU